AUGCAACUGCUACGCGCUGCCUCGACUAUGUCUUACCAAGGAUCUCCAUAUUCGGGCCCGGGAGACGAAUAUGACUUCGAGGACGACGGUUACGACGACUUGGACGAGUACAGAGAUCAAGAAGACACUUUGCCAGUGCCCCCGUUGGACGAUAGUGAUGAAGAUACAGAAGAAGCCAGUGAGACAGACAUACCACACAAUGAUGAACCUUUGGAAAUUAAAGAACAAAUGUACCAAGACAAGUUAGCCAGCCUAAAGAAGCAAUUGCAGCAAUUGGAAGAUGGAGUCCACCCAGAGUUCCUGCGCAGGGUCAAGAGGCUAGAACACCAGCUGCAUGAACGGCUAAAGCUUAAUAGGAUAUACAAAGACCACAUGUAUGAUGUAGUAGAAAGAGAGUACAUAGCGGAGCGAAAGGCGGCGGCGAAGGAGUUCGAAGAGAAGAAGAUAGAACUGCGAGAGAACUUGCUUAGUGACUUUGAAGAGAAGCGGAAGAUGAUUGAGAAUGAGAGGCAUAGUAUGGAGCUUAAUGGGGAUUCUAUGGAGGUGAAACCAGUAAUGAAGCGCAUUCUGCGGCGGCGCGCAAACGAACCUGCGCCCGCGCCAGAGAAGCGGCGGAAACCCCUCGCCACCACACUUACCUUCCAGCUGGACGACAGGGAGAUCGAAGCAGAUUUAAGAGCUAUUACAAGGCAUUCGCCUGCGCCCUCGAGGCACCAUUCCUCACAUAACUCGCAGCAGCCUAGGAAACAUCUUAACUCUAACAGUUGUGAUUCGCCAGUUCGAGAAAGCAACGAGACGACGGACACGCGAGUGGAAGAUGGCAAGUUGUUGUACGAGAGACGGUGGUUCCACCGCGGACAGAGCGUCUACGUCGAGGGACGCGAGAUGCAGAAGUACGCGGGACAAAUACACGCGAUAACCGAUGAUAUUAUAUGGGUGAAAAAGACGAAUCUCGAGAAGGUACGGAUAUACGUGUCGCAAUUAGCGCGCGGCAAAGUGACAUUAAAGAGACGGGCGUCAUAAGUGUUAACACGGUGCUUGCAAGACUUGUACAGUUGUACAUAAGUGAUGUGUGGACGCUAGUACAAACGCUAGUUGAGUGCGUGAAGUGAAAUGACGUGAAGCGUUAUUAAUAUUUUUGGUUAUUUAUUGUUACGUGUUUGAGGAAAAGAGAAGCUGUAUUGACUGAUUUUUCUAAAUCGUUGCGUCCAGAGUUUGUGACCUAAUUCCGGUUUUACCUUUCAUUUCUCAGUUCUGGAGAUGGUAUAUCAUAAACUGUUUUAAAAACUAUGGAUAUUUCACAGUCAAAGCGAAAUUUC
Hyposmocoma kahamanoa is the source of this 1319-nucleotide messenger RNA. Its product is annotated as sin3 histone deacetylase corepressor complex component SDS3. Gene Ontology annotation, cellular component: Sin3-type complex. Gene Ontology annotation, biological process: negative regulation of transcription by RNA polymerase II. The transcript has 7 exons. The record is from RefSeq and is a predicted model, not a curated record. Bases 1 to 1023 code for a protein of 340 amino acids. Gene Ontology annotation, molecular function: histone deacetylase binding. NCBI's taxonomy places the organism in Eukaryota, Metazoa, Arthropoda, Insecta, Lepidoptera, Cosmopterigidae.